AUGUUAAAUAUCAUGAAGAGUCUUCAUCAUCCACUUCUCAUCAAUAAUUCACAACAACAAUUGGGUGGUUUGAUGAUGAUGACCACAAAGAUGAUGAUGAUGAAUUUUCACACUCAUCAAUUUCACUCACAAAAUAUUGUGCAAAAGGAUUCACAAGUGGCCACGAGAGAGAUCUUUGAUUCUGGAUUGAAGGGAGGAAUUACCGAACGUCAAAUUGCAUUGGAUUUCUAUGAUCAGUUGGAACCUGUGUCCACGGACUUUAUGAUCGGAAGAUGGAAAGGAAGUGAAUUCAGAACUAAUCAUCCUAUGGAUAACAUGUUGGAUAUUUCUGGGUGGUAUGGCAAGAUGUUUCAAGAUACAGAAAAUGUCCAUCCAUUACUGUUUUAUGAAUCGAAUAGCAGAGAUUUGUUUGCAGUUAAUCCUGAUCGAGUAGUUGCUGGAAUGACACUAACCAAUGUUCCUAGAACUCCAUUUGUUAAAAAGAUCAUGUUAUGGUUGAAACCUUUCAUUUCCAUAAGAAAAUCCAAAGCCAGAUUGAGAAUGACUGAAUUUAGAGGAAAGGUCAGUGCAACCAUGGUGUAUGAUACUCAACCAAUUAAUGAUGUUUUUAGAAAGGUGGAUGAGAAUACAGUUUUGGGAGUGAUGGAUUUGAAAGGAAUGAAGGAACCUUACUUUUUCGUAUUGCAAAGGGAUGAUCAUAAUGUUGUAAAAGUAGAUGUUGAAUAA
This is a messenger RNA of Naegleria gruberi, 726 nucleotides long. RefSeq lists its product as uncharacterized. The transcript has a single exon. The record is from RefSeq and is a predicted model, not a curated record. Lineage: Eukaryota; Heterolobosea; Eutetramitea; Acrasida; Naegleriidae. The coding region runs from base 1 to 726 and encodes 241 amino acids.